Messenger RNA from Hylaeus anthracinus, 4195 nucleotides. RefSeq names its product TBC1 domain family member 25. Gene Ontology annotation, molecular function: GTPase activator activity. The record is from RefSeq and is a predicted model, not a curated record. Gene Ontology annotation, cellular component: autophagosome. The transcript has 9 exons. Gene Ontology annotation, biological process: regulation of autophagosome maturation; activation of GTPase activity. Bases 643 to 3267 code for a protein of 874 amino acids. Lineage: Eukaryota; Metazoa; Arthropoda; Insecta; Hymenoptera; Colletidae.
UCUCGCUCUUUCUCUGUUUGCUUGCGCGAGAAGGUGACGCCAAUCUUGUCUGACGAUUCUGUUUAUCCUUUUUUCGCCUAUUAUACUUUCGUAGCUAUUCCCUUUGUCUCUCCAGCGAUAUCGGUGGUCAUCGUGAAAGAAAGGGACGCACGAUCGCGAAGAUCGAAAGUAGAUUUCGGGGUGCAAACGAUGUCGCGGUGACGGUGUAUGUAUACAGUGAAACUUCGAAGAAAGCGCGAAACGAUCGUUUGGCAACAUUUUAAAACGUCUCGCAGCGACGACAGCCGUUAAAAGUGAUCGAUCGUUUCGUCAUAGUGAACGAAAAUUGACGGCCAAGUGUCAACUGGUGCGUGUUCUGGAUCUUCGAUUCCUUUGAGAAAGCGGUGCAGUGUCCUGGGCGAGAGAGAGAAUGCUCCUCGCGGAGAGAAACGAAAGCUCGCAAGCUUGAUUCGUUUCCGCCGCGUGAAACAAAUUAACCUAGCAGAAACUGUUCGGCGUCAAAGGUUAGAAUGUCGAGUUUCGUUCGUCGCGACGAUAACGUCCUCGAAGAGGUACGGAUCUUUUUAAGGGAUUCCGAGUUAUCUUGAAUUUAUCGAACGGCCUUCGCCAGCGCAUGAAAGACUCCGCAUACCAACGUCAAACAUGUUUGGCUGUCCCAGAGAGGCCGUGCGCGUCAAAGUAAAGAAAUGCGAGACCAGACAUCAGCCCGAGUAUCGCAAGUUCAGCGUGGAUCCGCAGAUAACAUCUAUCGAAGUGCUUCAAAGUAUACUUAUCAAAGCAUUCGACAUCAAGGGGGAAUUUACCGUUUCGUAUCGGGCAAUAGACGACUAUGGAUCGGAAACAUAUUUAUUUCUACUUUCCGACUGGGACCUAGAUGCAGCAUUUAUUAGCGCUUCCGAGCCGUAUCUGUACCUUCAGGUCAACCUGAAACCUUUUGGAGAAACCGGCGACUGUGAAUGUUACUGGGAGCAGAAUGCGCAGGAAGUAUCGACGCGACAAGAAACCGGGUUUCCGUACAGGACGUCCAAGUUACCUGGCCUCAUCAUGAAUAAGAUGGAGAGGACGCUUAGCAUAGUUCAGCGUGCUCUGGGUAACUUGGGCGAGGAAUCAUCCCAUCAACAAAGCGCUCAACCACCACGAUUACCACUGUCAGACGCAGAGUUCCGACGAUUUAUGGAUCCCAUCGGACAAGUAAUACACCCUAAGGAAUUAAGGGCUGUUAUAUAUUUUGGCGGUAUCGAGCCAAGUUUGCGUAAGGUGGUCUGGAAACACAUUCUGAAUGUAUACCCUGAAGGUAUGUCGGGUCGCGAGAGGAUGGACUACAUGAAGAAGAAGUCGCAAGAGUAUCAAAAUCUUCGCGAAAGAUGGAAAACGCUUGUACAAAAGGGACAGAACGUCGGUGAUCUGGGAUAUGUAACGGGCAUGGUGCGAAAAGACGUUUUGAGAACGGACAGGCAUCACAAGUUUUACGGAGGCUCCGAUGAUAAUCAGAAUACAGCUAGUUUGUUUAAUAUACUGACAACGUAUGCCCUGAAUCACCCUAGUGUCAGCUAUUGUCAGGGUAUGAGCGAUCUAGCCUCGCCGCUUCUAGUUAUUAUGAGGGAUGAAGCGCAGGCGUACAUAUGCUUGUGCGCACUUAUGAGAAGAUUAAAGGAUAACUUUAUGCUCGAUGGGAUAGCAAUGACUACUAAAUUUGCCCAUCUAGCGGAAGGUUUGCAGCAUUAUGAUCCUGAUUUCUACGCUUAUCUAAAAUCACAUCAAGCGGAUGAUCUGUUGUUUUGUUAUCGAUGGCUUUUAUUAGAAAUGAAACGAGAAUUUGCUUUGGAUGAUGCUUUAAGGAUGCUCGAAGUUCUGUGGGCCGCAUUACCAGCGUCACCACCAAAUGGAGAACUUAGCCUCGCUGAGGUACCUUUUCCUCCACCUUCGCCACCUCCAAGCCCAAACGUAAAACAUAUUCGUGAAAAUGCGUACACGAAGGUUUGUGCUAUUAGGCGACAAAGUUCUUCCGCUAGUAUUGCAGCCACUGGGAAGAGAAAAAAUUUAAAUAUCGAGGAACCAUCCGUACAAUCUUCCGCAGAAACUAAUGGAGAUUCUAAGAGAUCGAGCUCUCCUUUUGAAACAUUCUCUGAGCCAGAAAAUGAUCUAACAACAGCGAAGAAUCGAAGAAACACAGAAUCCACGGAAAAGUGCCUAAGUACAGGUUCUCUGCCUGGUAAAUCUAAACGUGUAAAUUUACUGGAAUUGAAAGACAGAUUAUCGUUACCUAAUAAAGAUCAAUAUAAAUCUAACGAACAGAACGACAAUGAAAAAAAGUGCGUUCGCAUGGUAAAAAACCUAAAUGAAUUUCUCAAUUUUACGAGUCUCAAUCGCAGUAAAGUAACACCAAGCGAUACGGAACCAGAAUUGAGGCGAGUUUUGAGCGAAAGCGGGGUUAUUAGAGUGUUACGAGAUGAACCAAGUUCUCCGGACGAUCCGACAGAUUUCUUUCCAAUGACCACUUCAAUGACUAGAGAAUUAAGACUGGAGCUAGAAUCACUUGACCGACAAGUCUUCGGACCAUCGCCUCCUAGCGAUCAGCAAUGCGAUUGCGUUCUUUCUAAAAGGGAAAGUGAACUAAUCGAAAGCGAAACAGAUACAGAAUUAGCAAGAUGUAGUCCAGCUGCAGAUGUGUUUGUUUGGGAAAAUCCUCUACAUACGCUACAACAGAAAAAUCAUCCAGCUACUCCCGAUGAGCAAGCAGAACUCGAAUAUGAUGGUGAAAUAUUGGAAGAUCAAAAUGGCGUCAAAUCUGUUACCCCCAUUAGACUACUAAAACGUACAACUAGGUCUAAUAAUAAAUCAUAUAGAUCUGAAUCCGCAUCGGAUAGCGAAGAAACGAAAAGUUGGCAUCAAAAUGCGGCGAUACCCGAAAGUCCAACUAAACAACCAGUGCAAGAACACUGUGAAGAAGCUACAGAACUUAUGAAUCUUAUUCCAGCGGGUACUAGUGAAGAUCAACUAGGAGAAAGUUCUCUACCCCCGCCUAACGAAUUCGGUGGUGGUAAUCCAUUCCUUAUGUUCCUGUGUAUUACUCUUUUACUUCAACAUAGAGACUUUGUUAUGCGUAAUCAAAUGGAUUACAAUGAAAUGGCCAUGCAUUUCGAUAAAAUGGUCCGUCGUCACAACGUUAUUCGAGUGCUCAAUCAGGCAAGGCAGCUGUUUGCCGGUUACCUCAGACGGCAUUCUACAUCGUCGUCAGCCACAAAGUCUGACUCCGUAAACGUAUAACCUUGUAAUGCCUGAAUGUAAUUACUGAUACCUUCUAAUAUGAAACGCGGAAUUAGCGACUUUAAAAUACAAUUUACUGAUCAAGACAAAUCAUGAAUAAAUAAGUCUAAAAUAUGUUUUCUAAAUCGGAAAAUAUCGAAAUGCAUCUAUAUAAUGAAAAAAAUAUCAGAUAAAAUACGUAUCAGUGAUAAACUAGGCAAUAAGAGAAUAAAAAAAACCUAUCCAAGGUGCUCUUCCGAGUUUACGUUUAUGAAAAAAUAUUCAUUCUUCUUUCAACCAUUUUAAAUAUAUACUUCCUUAUUUAAGUUUAUAUCAUGAGAAUUCGUAAUACCAGUUGAACAUUUAAAAUUUAACAAUAGCAAUUUUUAUAAUAUUUAUUUAAAUGUCUCUGUUUCUACUGUCUGUUGAUCAGUUAUCUUUUAAUAAAAGUUUAUUUUCUGAGAAAAAAUAAAUUUUUAGCAGAAAAGGGUUUACCCUCCCGGCGUGCACACACAUGCAAAUAUAAAUGCCUAUAUACACAAAUCUAAUUAACUACAAUUUCGUAGCACUCGUUAAUAUCCGUUCAAAAAUACUUUCACCACUCGCAUAGAUCCAAAUUUAUGGAAUUGAUUCAACGCGAAAUUUUCUUUAAGAUUCAAUAUAUGAAAUAUACAAUACAUCUUAAAAUGUAAACUGUAAAAACGUACUUAAAAUGUGCGAAUGGCACAUCGUUAGUUCCAUUCAUUGACCUAUGACACCAUUCCUCGCACUAUGCACAAUAUCAUUUGCACCGCGUCGACGAACCCUUUCCGCUGUACCUCGAUUUAGAAUUAAGUAAAUAGCAUAAAUUUGUAAAAUAUCUAUGAUUACCUUAGCAGCCGUGUCUUACUUUGUUCUCAAACAGUAUGCUUGAGAAACGACAAUAAAAUGCAUUUAAUUUUAUCGCUAA